Molecule: messenger RNA, 1086 nt
Organism: Haliaeetus leucocephalus (bald eagle)
Lineage: Eukaryota; Metazoa; Chordata; Aves; Accipitriformes; Accipitridae
Exons: 4
Coding region: 160-792 (210 amino acids)
Source: RefSeq, a predicted model, not a curated record
GCCUGUCCCAGGAGAGCCAGCCUGGGGACUGUGCCCAGGGCCUGGCUGGAGCCGGGCCGUCUCAGGGCAGAGCCGCCCCAGGAGGGGCCGGAGCAGGUCUGUAGCACGGGGCUGGGCCUUGCCCCAGGCUUGGCUUCAGCAUCUUCUGACAAGCUUGGAAUGCAGAUGAGGAGACUAGAGCUGACUGGUGACCAGGUAGGCUUCUCUGCUAUUUACAGCUGGGACCAGUUCUUACGUGACUUUCCAGCUCCAGGACUACCCAUAACAGUUUUGAAGCAUGUGAGGGGUGCAUCAUCACAUGGCCCUGGAGGAGCACUUCAAUGCCCAGCUAUUCUAGAGUCCUUCACUGAGUGGCUCUUUUGGGUUCCUCCACUGCCUGGCUUUAUGGGGUGGUUCAACACCUGGACUUCUUGGGGAGCCUCACCAUAUAUCUCUUUAGCAGUGCUUCAUCGUCAAGAUUUUAUUGGGAGUGCAUCACCACAAGACCGUGGUGCAGUGUAUCACUGCCCCACCCUGGAGGAGCCCAUCAUCAUCCUUGCCUCAGAGGAGCCCUUCACCACGCUACACCGAAGGAGUCCAUCAUCAUCCCUGCCCUGGAGGAGCCGUUCAUCGCCCUGUGUCGGAGUACCCUUCAUCACUGUGCAUGUGGGAGCCCAUCAUCAACCCUGCUGCGCCGUGCCAUGCCGCCACGGAGGAGCCCUGCUGCGCCGUGCCGUGCCGCCACGGAGGAGCCCUGCUGCAUCGUGCAGUCAUGAUGUGUCUCUUUAUUGCGUCAUGGGACUGUGUUUGUAGCCGUUUAGCGUGCUAGACUGGAGGAGACCUUCAUCAUGCGACUCCGGAUGAGCCUAUCGUCAUCUGUCGCUACUUGGAGGAGCCCUUCACCCUGUGUGGUGUGUGGUAGGUAUUGCGUGUUAUGUGUUGUAUUUUGUAUUGCGUGGUAUGUAUUGUAUUUUGUGUUGUACUGUGUAUUUUUUAAUUGUUUUGUCUUUCGUUAUCUUGUAUGUCUUGUAUGUGUUGUCUCUUAUUGUAUGGUAUGGCAUUUAUUCUAUGGUUUAUGUACUGUAUUGUAUUGUAUGGUAAGGUAAG